This is a messenger RNA of Apodemus sylvaticus (European woodmouse), 4150 nucleotides long. It is a transcript of the gene Nphp3, whose product is annotated as nephrocystin 3. The record is from RefSeq and is a predicted model, not a curated record. NCBI's taxonomy places the organism in Eukaryota, Metazoa, Chordata, Mammalia, Rodentia, Muridae. The coding region runs from base 44 to 4021 and encodes 1325 amino acids. Gene Ontology annotation, molecular function: protein binding. Gene Ontology annotation, biological process: convergent extension; determination of left/right symmetry; kidney development. The transcript is spliced from 27 exons.
CUGGCACCCUGCAGGCUCUCAGCCACAGCCCGCCGCGGGCAUCAUGGGCACAGCCUCGUCGUUGGUGAGUCCCGCUGGCGGGGAGGUGAUCGAGGACACGUACGGGGCAGGCGGCGGCGAGGCCUGCGAGAUCCCGGUGGAAGUAAAGCCCAAGGCCCGCCUGCUGCGCAACUCGUUCCGCAGGGGUGCGGGAGCCGGGCCCGGGUCUCUGCCUCGCGCGGCGGGGGGCGGCGGGCUGCUGGGCGCCAGCUUCAAGUCCACGGGCUCGUCUGUGCCCGAACUGGAGUACGCGGCGGCCGAGUUCGAGCGACUCAAGAAAGAGUAUGAGAUCUUCCGGGUCAGCAAGAACCAGGAGUUGCUGUCCAUGGGCCGCCGAGAGGCCAAGCUGGACACCGAGAACAAGCGGCUGCGGGCGGAGCUGCAGGCACUUCAGAAAACUUACCAGAAGAUACUUCGGGAAAAAGAGGGUGCAUUAGAAGCAAAAUACCAAGCCAUGGAGAGAGCGGUCACGUUUGAACACGACAGAGACAGAGUUAAAAGGCAAUUCAAGAUUUUCAGGGAGACCAAAGAAAAUGAAAUCCAGGACUUACUGAGGGCCAAGCGAGAGCUGGAGGGCAAACUCCAGAGGCUGCAGGCUCAGGGCAUCCAAGUAUUCGACCCGGGGGAGUCCGACUCGGAUGACAACUGCACAGACGUCACUGCUGCUGGAACCCAAUGUGAAUACUGGACUGGCAGGGCCCUGGGCAGCGGGCAUUCCAUAGGCAGCAUGGUCCAGCUUCAGCAGUCCUUCAGAGGCCCUGAGUUUGCCCACAGCUCUAUAGACGUGGAAGGACCCUUCGCAAACAUCAACCGAGAUGACUGGGACACUGCUGUGGCUGGUUUACUACAGGCCACUCCUUUGUUCUCCCAUUCCCUGUGGAGUCACCCUGUCAGAUGUUACCUCAUCUACACAGACGAAACCCAGCCCGAAAUGGAACUGUUCCUUACGGACCAUUCACCUAAACUUAAAAGAAUGUGUGAGACAAUGGGAUAUUUCUUCCAUGCUGUUUAUUUUCCAAUAGAUGUUGAAAAUCAAUACAUCACUGUAAGAAAAUGGGAAAUUGAGAAGAGUUCUUUAGUUAUUUUAUUCCUUCACUCAACAUUACCAAGUUUUUUACUGGAAGACUGUGAAGAAGCCUUUCUGCAAAACCCAGAAGGAAAACCACGAUUAAUCUACCACCGUUUGGAGGACGGGAAAGCAACUUCCGACUCUGUCCAGCAGUUCCUGGAUCAAGUUUCUGAUCUAAACAAGACCUCCAAAGCCAAGGUCAUUGAACACUCUGGAGACCUUGCAGAGGGAGUGUGUAAGAUUUACAUGGGUGUGGAAAAGAUUAUUAAACAGGACAUCCUUGGCCUCGAGAACACAGACGUGGAGGUGAAGGAUGGGGGCAGUGAGGAUUCCACUCCAGAAGAAGAUGAUUUGGGGGAUGUUCUGUGGGACGUCCACGUUGAGCAAGAGCAGAUCGAAGCCUUUCGGCAGGCAUCUAACUCCGCCCAUGAACUGGGAUUUGAGAAGUAUUACCAGCGCUUGGAUGAUCUGGUGGUGGCGCCAGCCCCAAUCCCACCCCUCCUGGUUUCUGGAGGACCAGGAUCUGGAAAGUCUCUUCUUUUAUCAAAGUGGAUUCAGCUGCAGCAGAAGCAUUUCCCUAACAUGCUGAUCCUGUCUCAUUUUGUGGGGAGGCCGAUGUCGUCCAGCUCUGAGCCCUCCUUGAUUAUCAAGAGGCUGACCCUGAAGCUGACGCAGCACUUCUGGGCAGUCUCUGCGCUGACUCCGGAUCCUGCUAAGCUUCUGGAGGAGUUUCCGCAUUGGCUGGAGAAGCUCUCUGCUCGGCACCAGGGCAGCAUCAUCAUCAUCAUCGAUUCCAUAGACCAAGUUCAGCAAGUGGAGAAGCACAUGAAGUGGCUGAUAGACCCCCUGCCCGUGAAUGUCAGAGUCAUCGUUUCUGUCAACGUCGAGACCUGCCCCGCGGCGUGGAGGUUGUGGCCUACACUGCAUCUCGAUCCUUUAAGCCCCACAGACGCCAUAUCGAUCAUAACGGCAGAAUGCCUCUCUGCGGACAUGCCGUUGAGCACAGAGCAGGAGAAGAUGCUAGAACAGCACUGCCGUCCAGCCACGACCCGCCACGCCCUCUAUGUCACCCUUUUCAGCAAGAUGAUGGCCUGUGCCGGGAGAGCGGGCCACGUAGCUGAAACCCUUCAUCAGUGCCUGCAGUGUCAGGAUACAGUGUCACUGUACAGACUCGUUCUCCGCCACGUCCGGGAGUCCAUGCCAACUGACAGGGAUAAAGAGUGGAUGACACAGACUCUCUGCCUCAUCAACGUCAGUCACAAUGGCGUGAGUGAGUCAGAGCUCAUGGAGCUGUAUCCGGAGCUGUCCUGGGCCUCUUUGACCUCCAUCAUUCACAGUUUACACAGAAUGCAUCUGCUGACGUACAGCUGUGGCUUGCUCAGGUUCCAACAUCUACAGGCCUGGGAGACAGUGAGGCAGGAGUUCAUGGAGGACCCCGCCCUCGUUUCUUCAUAUCGGCAAAAGCUGAUUGACUAUUUUACCUCACAGCUCAGCCAGGACAGAGUGACCUGGAGAAUCGCAGGCGAGCUCCCGUGGCUCCUCCAGCAGCAGGGAAGCAGAGCGGAGCUGCACAGCUGCCUCCUCAACCUCUUCGUGUCGCAGAACCUUUACAAAAGAGGACACUUCGCAGAGUUGCUGAGUUACUGGCAGUUUGUGGGCAAAGACAAAGGUGCCAUGGCGACAGAGUACUUUGAGUCACUGAAGCAGUACGAGAACUGCGAAGGCGAGGAGAACAUGCUGUGCCUAGCAGACCUGUAUGAAACCCUCGGCCGCUUUCUGAAGGACCUAGGACUUCUCAGUCAGGCUGUGGUGCCUUUGCAGAGGUCCCUAGAAAUCCGGGAGACAGCCUUAGAUCCCGAUCACCCGGGAGUAGCCCAGUCCCUCCACCAGCUGGCCAGUGUGUACGUGCAGUGGAGGAAGUUCGGCGAUGCGGAGCAGCUGUAUAAACAGGCCUUGGAGAUCUCAGUAAACGCUUACGGUGCAGAUCAUCCGCACACCGCUCGGGAACUUGAAGCGCUCGCGACUUUGUACCACAAACAAAAUAAGUAUGAACAAGCUGAACAUUUUAGGAAAAAAUCGGUUCUAAUUCGUCAGCAAGCCACAAGGAGAAAAGGCAGCCUGUACGGGUCUGCCCUACUACGCAGGCGAGCCUUGCAGCUGGAAGAGCUCACCUUAGGCAAGGACAGACCUGAGAACGCCCGCACCCUCAAUGAACUGGGUGUCCUCUACUACCUUCAAAACAACCUCGAGACAGCAGAGCAGUUCCUGAAACGUUCCUUAGAAAUGAGGGAGCGGGUUCUGGGGCCGGAUCACCCCGACUGUGCACAGUCCCUGAAUAACUUGGCAGCUCUUUGCAAUGAAAAGAAGGAGUAUGAGAAAGCAGAGGAGCUGUACGAACGAGCCCUGGACAUCCGGAGACGAGCACUGGCUCCUGACCACCCUUCCCUGGCCUACACGGUGAAGCACCUUGCAAUCUUGUAUAAGAAAACAGGAAGAGUUGACAAAGCUGUACCUCUGUAUGAAUUGGCUGUUGAAAUUCGGCAGAAAUCCUUUGGCCCAAAGCACCCCAGCGUGGCUACUGCCUUGGUAAACCUUGCGGUCCUUCAUAGCCAAAUGAAAAAGCACAGUGAAGCCCUGCCGCUGUAUGAAAGAGCAUUAAAGAUUUAUGAAGACAGCUUGGGGCGGAUGCAUCCUCGAGUUGGAGAAACACUAAAAAAUUUAGCUGUGCUCAGCUAUGAAGAAGGGAAUUUUGAAAAGGCUGCUGAACUGUACAAAAGGGCAAUAGAAAUAAAAGAAGCAGAGACAUCACUUUUGGGUGGAAAAGCUCCUUCAAGGCAGUCAUCAAGUGGAGACACAAUUCUCUUUAAAACAACUCAUUCUCCUAACGUUUUCCUUCCCCAAGGACAAAGCUAACUAUCAAUUCAUUGUGAGAAUGCUUCAGGCUAAAACAGCUAAACUUCUGGAAUGUUCUAACUCAACGUUUUUAAAGAAAAUCGUUUUUCCAAACUUAGUGUUAUCUAACUGGCAUUUGUAGGAAGGUGU